AUGUCUACAACGCAAGAUCGCGUUUCGCAACGCGCCCCCAGGUCUUGCCAACCAUGCAGUCGGCGCAAGCUCAGAUGCUCAAAGCAAAUCCCCUGUUCCGCCUGUGUCUCGCGAGGUGUCCCCGACGACUGCCGCCGGGAGUCAGUCAUCUUGUCCAAACAUACUGCAAAGGCCUACAGACCUCGUCGCUCCGUUGCAGAUGUCAUCAGCCCGAAUCUUCCUCCUUCCCCAGCUUCUCAAGACAACAUUAGUCUUUCCGAAAUUCCAGAUGCGUCCCCAAAGACUGAUGCAAGACAGCCUACGGCUAGGGAGGACGGCAAGGAAAUAGAAGGGUCCGGUAACAGUCUUCCACUUACGUCUCAGCCACUGGACGGGACAGGUCGCUCUAUAGGCGUUGCAGCCAUCUCUUCCUUACUACAAGAGAGCGAACCGAGACAGUCUGGCCCACGUAACUAUGGGAACACGCAUCCUGUGUGCACAGAGGUUGUGCUCUCUCUCGAAAGUCUCGUUUGGGGAAGUCACCUCGCGUCUGGCACAGACAAGCGGCCUAACCCUCCCACCAACACCGAACUACCUGAUAGGACGACCCUUGUUCUACCGGCUCGUCUGGAAGAAGCCAUCCUCCAGUUUCAUCAAGAACACAUCGCUUGGAUGCAUAAUGUCAUACAUGUUGCUUCGUUCGCCGAGGAGUGCAUCAGCUUGCGAUGGGAACAAGCCAUACCCAGCAUGGCGUGGCAGUCGCUUUACUGGUCUAUGAUGAGCGCGGGUUUAUUUUACAUGAAGCAUCAGUCUUGUGUCGAGCUUGGAAUCCCGGACAAGACUACGCUCACCGAAACAUGCUACCGCAGAGCUCUGGACGCCCUCGCGUCGUCUGACUUUAUGGCAGUUCAUUCAAGUGAGAUACCUCAUCCUUGGUCGUACACGCUCUCCAAGCCAUCUGUCUACUUGUUCCGUGCGCAUAUGCUUUCGGUCAGAGAUUCCAAGCGCAUCAUUGUCCUCUUAUCCUCCGCAACCUGUAUCGCACAGCUCAUGAGAAUUCACGUCAUGAGCCCGACUCCACCUGAGCCUGCUUCCGCAAACUCUUUGAUGGAACACGAGAUAAAAAAGCGAAUCUGGUACUUCCUAGUGAUCCAAGAUUCCUACCUUACCACGUUCAAGGGGACUUCCAACAUAGUCCCUGCCCAUGCCAAGACUCCUCUGCCGGUGAACUGCUCCGAGGUGAUGGAGGAAUUCCAGGACGCUAGCAAGGUCCAGGUGCUUCCACUUUCGACACCAACGCAAACAACGUACAUGAUUCUCCAAGUCCACCUUACCAGCAUCAAACGGAGAUUACACGAAGGCACGUAUGAGACCGCAGGCAAAAUAGUCAACGUCGCGGAAAGAUACCAGAAAGUCUUGCAAACUGAUCAAGACUUGGCCAUCCUCCGGCAACAACUUCCUCCAUGGAUGAAGACCAAGGCUUGCCCAACGGACGCGGCGCCUUUCGUAAGACACCAAUGGCGGACCUUUCGAAUAUCUUAUGCACACAUGAAACUAUCCAUUCAUCGGGCAUUCUUCUGUCACUCAUUUACUAUGAAGCAAUUCAGCUACUCGCACCAGGCGUGCUUGGAUGCCGCUCGCAUGUUGCUGUUGACGUAUCGCGACACGGCUCAGGCCAGCGAAUUUGACAGCUGGACUGUUCCAGCCCACGUCAUCAGCGCCAGUCUCAUUGUAACUUUGGACAUUGUACUUCGCGAUAGUGGCGACGACUUUGACCCCAAUGUUGCAAGAUCAUUCGCCGAUGAUAAAGGCCUCAUGUUAGAGUGUCUGGAGCUGGUGGCAGCUACCCAGUCUAGCCUGCUGGUCAAGAGAGGCCUUACUCUGGUCAGCAAACUUCUUUCCGACAGAGAACAGAGGAUCCCGACCUAUUCACGUUUUGAUGGUCCGGAAAUCUCAAAGCUUGUACAGGAGGUUGAAGACGCAUUGGCAACCGAGGAGGCGCCCCCUACCGCGUACAAUGUGACAUUCGAGGAGUACUUGGAUAUGAUGGGAGACGAUCUUUUUUCUUUCAUGGACCACGAAUCGUGUCUUCUAGAUUAG
Messenger RNA from Fusarium vanettenii 77-13-4, 2079 nucleotides. RefSeq lists its product as uncharacterized. The transcript is spliced from 4 exons. Gene Ontology annotation, biological process: regulation of DNA-templated transcription. Lineage: Eukaryota; Fungi; Ascomycota; Sordariomycetes; Hypocreales; Nectriaceae. Gene Ontology annotation, molecular function: DNA-binding transcription factor activity, RNA polymerase II-specific; zinc ion binding. Bases 1 to 2079 code for a protein of 692 amino acids. The record is from RefSeq and is a predicted model, not a curated record.